AUGCGUACCGGCUUUCUGCCGACGGUGACGCUCGGUCGCUGGCAGCCGCUGCCUCCAAGCCGUGCCUUUGCCUGGCGACGGUGCGUGAAUCACCGACUUGCCAAGUUUGCAAAACAUUCGCUUCUUUUCGGCGGUGCAACUGCUGAGGCGUCAUCGUCAAUAUCAUCAUCAUGGACGCAACGUGCUGAUACCUGGGCAAUGAGCGACGUUUGGCGGCGGCAGUUUCCGAACGCGACCGCCAGCCAGUGGCACAUGCGCUUCGGUGAAAGCGUGACAACGUCCUCCGUGGAGCAACUGCUCGAUGAACUUGUACGCAAGUACGAAACGCAGGUCGAGGCUGCACCUGGCACCCCAGCGGAUACCUCUCCGACACCAGCACAGCUGAUUCAAAAAGUUAUCGAGUUUUUGCGCGGGCUCGGAUUAUCUGUGGAGGACGCUGGACGCGUCAUCCAUAAACGACCGCAGAUCUUGCGUCUUUCCCUCAAAAGCCAGGCAGCGCCUAUCAUCCAUUUUCUGGUUCGCGACCUAGGUUUGACGGACGCGCAGGUUCGACGCGCUGUGCGACAUGCGCCCCAGAUAUUUGAGCAACCGCUCGACCUGCUUCGAAGCAAUGCUCGUUAUCUUUCGAGACCUACGAGCCGGAGAGCCCUGGCACUGCGUAUCGCAGAUGACACCGUAGCCUCACAUGCGACAAGUGACCCAGCGGACUCAGUGGAGCGCUCGGUAGCUAGUGCGGCGGUGUCGAGCGACCACGGGACGUUCACAACCAGCGCAAAUGAGGAUGAUGAGGACGGGGAUGCUCGCAAACCUCACCAGAACAAUGACCUCGUCGCUGGUGAAAGCACUGCUUCGAACGACUCUUCGUCGUCUGCGAUGGAAGCAUUGAGCUUUGGUCGACGUCAGCUUGCGAGAGCGGUCGCCAAGUGCCCUGGUAUUCUCUGGCGGUCGCCAGCGACGAUGGCGCGUAUGGUGUAUUUCUUUCGAUCAGAAAUGGGUUGCAAUGCACGCGAGACAGCGCACGUGCUUUCACUGGUACCGCAGCUGCUGCUUCGCUCUCCCGACGAGCUGUUACCGCAGGUGUCCUGGCUGCGUCGUCAUCUCCGACGAAAAGCCGCAGAUGGAAACGGCGCUAUCGCGCCAAACCAGCGCGACUUGGCGCGGCUGGUGGUCCAGUAUCCCACAUCGUUACUACUGGACCCGAUGGAGACCAUGCAACCGCGUUUGGACUAUUUAAGAGAUCACUUUGGAGUGUCUGAUUUCCGUCGCUGCCUCUUGAAUUCGCCCACUGUGCUGGAAGCGAGCAUCGAGCGGGACUUGGCGGGAUUCAAACGGGUCUUGGUGGACUCCAUCGGCUUUGCUAGCGAUGAUCCAGCGCUCGCUACGAUUGCUACCAAGGUUCCGAAAUUCUUCCACACCCGACCGCAACUGAUAUUCGAGUUUCUCACCAGGGAGGCCGGUUUGGACCCUGCGGAGGCACGCACGUGCUUGGCGCUUGCGCCUACCCUGGUCCUGUUAUCGGGGCGGCGGGGCCAGUCGGUGCCCUCUUUCGGGACCCAUCUGUUUCCGUAUCUGCAUUUUUGUACGCAAGUGCUGGGCCGUUCGCUCGUGGACGUGCUACGCAUUGCACCUGAUUUCCUUACCAUGGACGUGGAGCGACGUCUGAUUCCGCGGUACGCCUUUGCGAAAAGCCGGCUCACGAGUCACGAAUGGCAAGCUUUGAAGCUCCACGACUUGCUCUGCUCAUCUACGAGUCGCUUCUGUGAACACGUGAUGCAUGUGCCCGUUUCCGAGUAUCAACGCUAUGUGCAGAGUGGCAAAUGGUUGUUGUUUUAUUUGCAGAUCUUGUGA
Cyanidioschyzon merolae strain 10D is the source of this 1848-nucleotide messenger RNA. RefSeq lists its product as hypothetical. Gene Ontology annotation, molecular function: double-stranded DNA binding. The coding region runs from base 1 to 1848 and encodes 615 amino acids. The record is from RefSeq and is a predicted model, not a curated record. NCBI's taxonomy places the organism in Eukaryota, Rhodophyta, Bangiophyceae, Cyanidiales, Cyanidiaceae. The transcript has a single exon. Gene Ontology annotation, biological process: regulation of DNA-templated transcription.